GGGAGGACAAUGUGCCGAGUACGGCAGUCGGCUACAUGCAUAUAUAGCUAGCUACCCAUCCUCGCCUACACAAACACCACACAUCUCAUUUCCAAUACACUGACCCGGGGAAUCCGCAUUCCGUCUCCCAUCUUCACCAUGUCUGAUCACACAAGACCUGUCAGGCACCGUGCCCUCUCUCCUCCCUCCCUCUCCUCUCUGGCAGCCAGUAUUUCCUCUGGUCUGUCCACCAACUUUGCUCACUGGUCAUGUGACGUCGAGACACCACCAGACCUCACCUUGCCCCCUUACCACCUUGCCGCUCCAGGUUUAUCUGGCUCUACCCGUGUUGCCGAUGUUGGGGGGCCACCCUACCUCGAAUCCAAGCUUGACCUCACUAGAAAGUACGACCUCGCUGCCAUUGCUCAAGAUGUCAAUCUCCCCGCGUCAGGCGGUUUCUUGCUGGGAGCAGGAGCCGGCCCUUUCUUCCAUCUUGGCCACAAUUCCGAAUUGAUGCCAAACUACGCUUAUGGCACCGCCGCCGACCCCUGCUCUUCGACCUCUUCUCCCGCCAUCCGAAAUCGCACACACUAUGCCAAAAUCACCCCCUCCAACGAUCCUGUUUGUUGCCCAUUGCCCAGCAGCACCGGCUUUGGCUUGAUGUGCAACCUAUACUGUUCUCAGGGUCUUCCUGGACCUGCUCUACACAUCAAGGCCAAGGCACGGACAGGGCCACUCAAUUUUACUCAAUCGAUCCAAGACGGGCUCAAAGCCACCUUUGGGGAGAAUUUAAUUUCCCUUGGUGGUGUCUUCAUCCUCAAAUCCGCCAAGGCCAAGAUGCACGUCAUGCCCGACUUCCCGAAGAAUCCCUUCCAGUCUCGCAAGGAGUUGGUAGAAUGGCUGAGAUUUUUUGACAUGGAGUUUGGUGGCUCCAAUGAUCCCACUGGACCUCUGAUCUGCUUGAGCGUCCUCCAUUCUGGUGAUGAUGGCGGGUUCGAUUUGCGACAUGAACAUACCCAUUGCUUCACGGUGGAUAGCGGCGGAGACCUAGACCGCGAGACCUCCAAGGGCGGGCAUUACCAUUUUGACCUCGAUGAGACGAAAGACCAAGUCGAAUAUGAGGGCUGGUUCAACGUUGCAGAAGAUUUGUAUCGUGUCGACCAGCCGGGACAGUGA
This is a messenger RNA of Exophiala mesophila, 1155 nucleotides long. RefSeq lists its product as uncharacterized. Bases 139 to 1155 code for a protein of 338 amino acids. Lineage: Eukaryota; Fungi; Ascomycota; Eurotiomycetes; Chaetothyriales; Herpotrichiellaceae. Gene Ontology annotation, molecular function: zinc ion binding; hydrolase activity, acting on ester bonds. The transcript has a single exon. Gene Ontology annotation, cellular component: nucleus. The record is from RefSeq and is a predicted model, not a curated record.